GUGCAGGGAGGUGCCCGGCCCCACCUGGCGCAGCUCCUGGCUGUGAGGAGUUUGUUCUCGGGCUCUCUGCUGGUCCUCAACAGGCUCCAGGUGGAUCACGUGAGAGCCCUGAGCCAGGUGCUGUUCCUGACCCCUCACCUGCCGGCCUUCGUCCUGCGGCGCCGCCUGCGCAGCCACGUCCUGGAGAUCCGGCAGCUGGACCGCGCCCUGCUGCACCUGGGGCUGGGGCAGCUGUCCGAGGAGGAGCUGCGGGCGGCCUGUUACCUGCGUGGGCUGAACUCCACUCACCUGGGCCGGGCGCAGUGCCAGGCGUGGCUGGAGCAGUGGCUCAGGCUCUCCUGCCAGCUCCAAGCCUCGGAGGCCUCUCUGCUGGCACACAGCCUGGUCCUGCUGGCCCUGGAGCCGUGCCAGCCCCCGAGGGACAGCCCUGCGUGACCGGAGGGUGACAGGGUGGCACCUGUCCGUCCUCCCCCCAGCUGGUACUGCCGCAGUGACUCAGAGGUGACAGGGUGGCACCUGUGUGUCAUCCCCUCCAGGUGGUACUGCCAUGGUGCCCUGAGUGAGCGGGCAGUGACAGGUGACACCUGCACGUCCCCCCCGGACUGUGCUGCCAUGGUGCCCUGCAUGACCAGAGGGGUGACAGGGUGGCACCUGUGUGUGCCCUCUCCAGACUGUGCUGUGACAGUGACCCAGGGAGGGUGGCACCUGCCUGUUCCCCCACCCCAACUGGUGCUGCCACAGUGCCCUGAGUGACCCGGGGGGUGACAGGGUGGCACCUGCGUGUCCCACCCCCACCAGACCGUGAUGCCAUGGUGCCCUGUGUGACCCAGGAGGUGAUAGGUGGCACCUGCGUGUCCCCCCCAGACCGUGCCACCAUGGUGCCCCCAGUGACCCGGCAGUGACAGGGUGGCACCUGCGUGUCCCCCCCAGACUGUGCUGUGACAGUGACCCAGGGUGGCACCUGCGUGUCCCCACCCCAGCCCGGGCUGUGCCCCCACUGUGCAGCCCCUGGCACAGUUGGCACAGCUGGCACAGGCGGUGGCUGUGCUGGUCAGUAAUUAACUGUGUCUCGUUAAUUGUGGGGAGAGAGAGCGGCUCCCAGAG
Melozone crissalis (California towhee) is the source of this 1104-nucleotide messenger RNA. It is a transcript of the gene LETMD1, whose product is annotated as LETM1 domain containing 1. The record is from RefSeq and is a predicted model, not a curated record. The annotation marks the transcript as partial. The transcript has 4 exons. Gene Ontology annotation, biological process: intracellular monoatomic cation homeostasis. Gene Ontology annotation, cellular component: mitochondrial inner membrane. Gene Ontology annotation, molecular function: ribosome binding. Lineage: Eukaryota; Metazoa; Chordata; Aves; Passeriformes; Passerellidae.